This is a messenger RNA of Sciurus carolinensis (gray squirrel), 1529 nucleotides long. RefSeq names its product growth arrest specific 2 (gene Gas2). Gene Ontology annotation, biological process: actin crosslink formation. The coding region runs from base 300 to 1295 and encodes 331 amino acids. Gene Ontology annotation, molecular function: microtubule binding; cytoskeletal adaptor activity; actin filament binding. Gene Ontology annotation, cellular component: actin filament. Lineage: Eukaryota; Metazoa; Chordata; Mammalia; Rodentia; Sciuridae. The transcript is spliced from 9 exons. The record is from RefSeq and is a predicted model, not a curated record.
CUUCCGCUUGGUCUAUGUGGACUGAUGAAAUGUAGGAAAUCUGUUUCUGGCAGGGGGAAAAAUCGUUUUCCCAAACAGCACCAAGAGGAGCCUUCAGUGAAGUAUGAAGAGGGGCAGUGCGACUGUAGGAGCUGCCGCUGCCGCUGUGCUGGUGGGGUGCGGGGAGCCGCUGCUGCAAGACCUGCGCCUGGAAGGGGCCGGCCCCGAGAAUCUGCAGGAGCCCAGGCGGGAGCCCUGGCGCCUCUGAGAGCAGCGGGCAACACAGCUCGGGACCUGGGGGUAUUACCAGUGGAUAAAUAAUGUGCACUGCUCUGAGCCCAAAGGUGCGCAGUGGACCUGGUCUCUCUGAUAUGCAUCAGUAUAGCCAAUGGCUGGCCAGCAGACAUGAAGCUAAUUUGCUACCGAUGAAAGAAGAUCUGGCCUUGUGGUUAACCAAUCUAUUAGGGAAGGAGAUUACAGCAGAAACUUUUAUGGAAAAGUUGGAUAAUGGUGCCUUGCUCUGUCAACUUGCAGCAACUGUUCAGGAGAAAUUCAAAGAGAGCAUGGAUGCUAACAAGCCCUCAAAGAGUCUGCCAUUGAAGAAGAUUCCAUGCAAAGCCAGUGCACCCUCAGGCUCCUUUUUUGCCCGAGAUAAUACAGCAAAUUUCUUAUCCUGGUGCCGAGAUUUAGGGGUGGAUGAAACAUGUCUAUUUGAAUCUGAAGGUCUGGUCCUGCACAAGCAACCCAGAGAAGUGUGUCUCUGUUUGCUAGAGCUUGGCCGGAUUGCAGCCAGGUAUGGUGUGGAACCUCCUGGUUUGAUAAAAUUGGAGAAAGAAAUUGAACAAGAAGAAACACUUUCUGCCCCUUCUCCUUCACCUUCUCCUUCAUCAAAAUCUUCUGGGAAAAAGAGUACAGGAAAUUUACUGGAUGAUGCAGUGAAACGAAUUUCAGAAGAUCCUCCUUGCAAAUGCCCAAACAAGUUCUGUGUGGAGCGGCUUUCUCAAGGAAGAUACCGAGUAGGAGAAAAGAUUCUUUUCAUUAGGGGUCUUCAUGGUUGUGCCUAUGUCUCCACAGCCAAAGCAAAGCAGACAUUUAAGAUGCUGCACAACAAACAUGUCAUGGUUCGUGUGGGAGGAGGAUGGGAGACUUUUGCAGGGUAUUUGUUGAAACAUGACCCUUGCCGAAUGCUGCAGAUCUCCCGUGUGGAUGGCAAGACAUCCCCCAUCCAGAGCAAAUCUCCAACCCUUAAGGACAUGAAUCCUGAUAAUUACUUGGUGGUCUCUGCCAACUAUAAGGCUAAGAAGGAGAUUAAAUGAAACUAAUUGGUUACGACAAGGGGACUCUCAGAAUGGCCUAUAUCCACUUUUCCAGUGUAGUCAGUUUAGUUCACAUGCUCUGAAAACUACUUUGGAAAAAGGUGUAACAGAAAGAAAAAAAAAAAAUGUCAUCAUACUGCAAAAUGUUCAAAGAGUAGCACUAUUUAUUUUCAAUGCUUCUGUAGAAAAUGACCUAUUCAAAUAAAUUCUAAACUCAGAUUUCAAUUAGAUGAA